Dracunculus medinensis (Guinea worm) is the source of this 438-nucleotide messenger RNA. NCBI's taxonomy places the organism in Eukaryota, Metazoa, Nematoda, Chromadorea, Rhabditida, Dracunculidae. The record is from the annotation of a GenBank genome assembly.
AUGAACGAUUGCGAUGAACUUGAUCUCGAAGAUUUAUUCAGUGGACGUAUCGAUAAACGAGAAUUGGAGUUUUACGCCAAAGAAUAUGAGAAUCAAGUAAUGGGAGAACGGCAAUCUGAUGCUGUUUUAUUCAGAUACUGCAUAGCAUUAACAAAAUCUAAUAAAGAGAACAUUAGGAAAGGAAUCGAACUUCUAGAAAAAUUUUUAAAUAUUUCAACAGAAUACUCGAAAGAACGAAUUAUAAUUCAACUGGUUAUCGCACAUACGCGUUUAAAGGAAUAUGAUCGAGCAUUAGCUUACUUAAAUGUCGUUAAACAAGCACAGAGUAAUGCUGCAUGUGCUACUGAAAUGGAAAAUAUAAUCAAAAAUAGAAUGCGUAAUGCUGAUUCAGUUGGCUGCAAGGGUAAAGCGCUUCCAAAUCGAUCUGAUACUAUGUGA